Ipomoea nil (Japanese morning glory) is the source of this 528-nucleotide messenger RNA. RefSeq lists its product as uncharacterized. The record is from RefSeq and is a predicted model, not a curated record. The coding region runs from base 7 to 267 and encodes 86 amino acids. The transcript has 2 exons. NCBI's taxonomy places the organism in Eukaryota, Viridiplantae, Streptophyta, Magnoliopsida, Solanales, Convolvulaceae.
GGAUUUAUGGGUAAAACAAUAGAGAGAGAGAGAGAGGAAGCAGAAAGAAUGGGGUUCGUGCUGAGGGUGAGAUUCGCGUCUUUCUUCACCGGAGCAGCGGUGGCGUCGGCAAUCGGACUUUACGUUCUCCACAAUGAUUACAAGACCGCCCAUCAUGCUCUCUCAACGCAGAUGAAUGGUGUCUACGAAUCUCUAAAUGGACGUAUUUCAGCAUUAGAAAAGGUGAAAGCAGUGGAGGCAACAAAACAAGUGGAAGCUGCUGAGUAGACUGCCCCAUGCAUUCCAUUUCUAAAUUUUCUUGAUCUUUAUUUUCCCGCAUUUAUGGGAUCCAAAGAGUAUUCAUAAAUGAAAUCGUAGUUCAUCAUCCUUACGGUUGCUGCUCUAGAGGAAUUGCAAUUGUUCUGAGCUUUGCUCUGGGCUUGUUAAUAAAUUCACCCAUCGUUUGGAAGUACUUACACAGUAUCUCAAUCUUAGGAACAUAUGAAUCUUACCAACAUGAUGAAGUAUUGAAUUUUAAAUUUUUAGGCA